Messenger RNA from Dictyostelium purpureum, 420 nucleotides. RefSeq lists its product as uncharacterized. NCBI's taxonomy places the organism in Eukaryota, Evosea, Eumycetozoa, Dictyosteliales, Dictyosteliaceae. Bases 1 to 420 code for a protein of 139 amino acids. The transcript has 3 exons. The record is from RefSeq and is a predicted model, not a curated record.
AUGCAAACUUAUAUUAGUAAUAAAAUAAAACAAGAGUUGGAACUUCCAACCUUAGAUUGUAGUUUAAAAUUAAAAGAUCUUGAUAGUGAUUCUCUUACACUUUAUGAUAUAUUUAGUAGAAUAAAUGAUGAAUUGAAGGUUGAUUUAAAAAUUUCAACUUUUUCAGAUAAAACCAUUCAAGAAAUUAUUGAUCUAUAUCAAAAAGAAAUGGAUAGCAAAAAUAAAGGUAAAAUAUAUGUAACAUGUAAAAUUGGUGAGAAGAUUCAAUAUGCAUUUGACAGAGAAAUUAAAUGUGAUAACUCCUUCAAUGUUCAAGAACGACACUUAACAAAUCUUACCGAUCCUCUUGAUAAGGAAGUUUUUGAAAAAAAGUAUUUUUCGGAUUAUACAAUUUAUACAAACAUUCCAGCAAAUGAAUAA